Mugil cephalus (flathead mullet) is the source of this 1798-nucleotide messenger RNA. Its product is annotated as cytosolic 5'-nucleotidase 3-like. The record is from RefSeq and is a predicted model, not a curated record. The transcript has 9 exons. The coding region runs from base 160 to 1029 and encodes 289 amino acids. Gene Ontology annotation, cellular component: cytoplasm. NCBI's taxonomy places the organism in Eukaryota, Metazoa, Chordata, Actinopteri, Mugiliformes, Mugilidae. Gene Ontology annotation, molecular function: magnesium ion binding; 5'-nucleotidase activity.
GUUCCGACGCUUACAGCGGUACGGGAAGGCAGCAGAGUUAGCUCUCAGAUGAUCCUGUCGACCUCAUAGCAACAUCAAACCUCAACGGAGAGAGUCAGCCGAUGAAACGCGACUUGUCAACAUAUCCUUUAGGGACGUGCUGCAUUACUUUUAAGAAAAAUGAUUCAAGAGCUGUCCAACCCCUCGGUGUGUAUGAAGGACCCUAAGAGGGUGCAAGAGAUCCUGCAGUCCAUGAUGAAGGCUGGCUCCAACACCUUGCAGGUGAUCUCAGACUUUGACAGGACCCUGACAAGAUUUGCACACAAUGGAAAAAGGUGCCCUACCUGUCACGAUAUUCUUGACAACAGCAAACUCAUUUCCAGUGACUGCAGAGAAAAGCUAGAGGAGCUUCGUGACACGUACUACCCAAUAGAGAUUGACUUCUCGCGGUCAGUGGAGGAGAAGCUGCCUCUGAUGGUUGAGUGGUGGACCAAAGCUCAUGAACUCCUGGUAGAGCAGCAGAUCAAGAAAGACCUGCUGGCUACGGUGGUCCAUGAAUCUAAUGCCAUGCUGAGGGAAGGCUACCAGCUGUUCUUUGACCACCUGCACGAGCACAGCAUCCCGCUGCUCAUAUUCUCCGCUGGAAUAGGAGAUAUCCUGGAAGAGGUGAUUCGCCAAGCCAGGGUCUUCCACCCCAACGUCAACGUCUUCUCCAACUACAUGGACUUUGAUGAGUCUGGGGUGUUGAGGGCUUUCAAGGGAGAGCUGAUUCACAUCUACAACAAGAGGGAAGGUGCGCUGCUCAACACCGGCCACUUCCAGGAGCUGCGGACGCGGCCCAACGUGCUACUGUUGGGGGAUUCUCUGGGAGAUCUGACCAUGGCUGACGGAGUGCAGGACAUGGAGAACAUCCUCAAGAUCGGCUAUCUCAAUGACAAGGUGGAGGAGAGGAAGCAGUCAUACUUGGACGCAUAUGACAUCGUGUUGUUGAGGGAUGAAACCUUGGAAGUCCCCAACGCCGUUCUCCUCUAUCUCACUGGGAAUAAAUGAAGUCAGUGUUGUCCACAUGCCACUGGACACUCCAGGGCCUUCAGCUGAGAAAGCGCCACCUGGAUUCUUAUUGACAACCAGCUAAGAAUGGUUUAGUGAUUACUUUUUUGAUUCUACUAAAAUCUACACACAUGCCUCAGCUGACAGCCUCCCCCACACCACAUCACCCCUUUACAUUUUUUAAUCCGCUGGCCAAACUGCUCCCCGACAACACUGGAGGUUGUGGCUGUAAAUUUGCAGUCCAGCUGCUGUGCCGUGUUUACAGUGCCCAUGUGGUUAUGGGUAUUUUCUGUCUGUUUUCAUUUGUCAGAGGUUAAGUCCUGUAUGUAACCAAUAAGGGAAAACGCACAACAUAAAUGGACAACAACACUUGACUUAGCAUUUGAUUUGAAAGUGAUUUCCAGCCUUUUAUAUAACACUACUAUGAGAGUCACACUUGAGCUUAGGAAAUGAAUAUGCCAUCGCAAAUAGAUCAUUACGAGGCAGAAUGACUCACAAGAACUAACUACUACCUCAGAACUGUGACGGUAUUACGAAGAGACUUGAUAGGAUUUCACUUUCAAUCAUUUUAACUGUAUGGCUAGAAGGAAACACUUUCUACACUGUAACAUGUCAGCUUCUAAACACAUUUUUCUUUACCAUCCUUUGUGGACAGUAGGCCACAUUUGUUUUUUUGUUUUAUUCUUCCUUUUUUUGUACCAUCAUCUGAACUCAUUUCUUCAUGUGUUCCAGUUGAUUUGAAAUAAAAAUAAAAAUAAAAAGAAGUGUU